AUGGCCAUCAAGGAGGCCGGCAAUGUCAUCAAGAGGUUCCUGUCGUCUGAGUUCGGCUCUGACCCAGAGCGGGUUCACCCCGUGGAUCCAGCGACCACACUUUACGCUGGUAAAAUCAGCCUUCGCCGUCUGAUCGAGGCGGAGGGUAUACCUCAUACAUAUGUCUGCUGGAACGGGUUCGCCGAAACCUACCUUGUGAGCAUCGGCGAUGUUACGGCUGUUGGCACUGGUCCUCCGUCUGACAAGACCACUGUCCUAGGCGAUGGAGAUGCAAAUGGGGUGUUUGUGGUGGAAGAGGACAUAGCUGCCUAUACGGUGAGAGCAAUCGACGAUACGAGGACCCUGAACAAGAUCAUGUACAUGAGGCCGCCGGUGAACAUCGUGUCCCACAACGAGCUCAUCGCACUUUGGGAGAAAAAAGCGGGAAGGACUUUCCAGAUCGCUCGCAUCCCAGAGGCGGAUCUCCUCAAGUUGAUCAAGGAGGCGGCAUACCAUCUCAACAUGACGAUGUCCCACUCACUCUCCGUCUUUGUGAGGGGCGACCAAGCCAACUUCGACAUCGAGCCGUCCUUUGGUGUCGAGGCCACUGAGCUGUACCCUGACGUGAAGUACACCACCGUCGACGAGUACCUAGACCGCCUCCUCUGA
This is a messenger RNA of Triticum turgidum subsp. durum (durum wheat), 648 nucleotides long. Lineage: Eukaryota; Viridiplantae; Streptophyta; Magnoliopsida; Poales; Poaceae. The record is from the annotation of a GenBank genome assembly.